This is a messenger RNA of Microthlaspi erraticum, 1518 nucleotides long. The record is from the annotation of a GenBank genome assembly. NCBI's taxonomy places the organism in Eukaryota, Viridiplantae, Streptophyta, Magnoliopsida, Brassicales, Brassicaceae.
AUGGAGAUUGAGGCAUGCAUGCAAGGUCUUGUGGCACAUCCAAAACUGUCUUUGGUUGGAAAGUUCUUCACAAGUCUCGUUCCACCGUCCUUUGACCGAACAGAAAGCACACUGCGGCAGCAAUGGAAACUUUCCGGUAGCUUGAAGGUAUUCCCUUUGGAGAAAGACGAUAUAGAAAAGAGCGACAAGAAGAAUGUUAUAAGCGAAGGACCUUGGAACGUUGAUGGUAUCAUAUUAGUCCUCAAAAAAUGCCCACAAAACAUAUCCAUAGCCGAGAUUGAUUUCUCUGUUGCUUGCUUCUGGGUCAAGGUAAUAGGUCUGCCCUAUUUUCAAUACACAGAAGAAGAUGGUGAGAAGAUUGGGAAAAAGCUUAGUGAUGAGCCAUUGAUUGAUUUUGAAUAUGAGCGUUCAAUAAAAUACUAUUGGGCUAACGCUGAGAUAAAUCUGAAAAAACCACUCCCUCCCGGGUUUUACAUUAACGGUAAAAGCCGUAAGCGUCCGUUCGUUCAGUUCAAGUACAAGAAUCUAGGUGAUUUCUGCGAAAACUGCGGUAUGAUUAGCCACCGGAAGUGUGGAGAAGUCGCAAAGAUUAGACCUUUGACACGCGAGUUUAAAACGAAUGUGUAUGGUCCGUGGCUGAGAUACGACAAUGAACAGGCUGGUAAUAACAGCCUACCCGUGAAGUUGUACUACUCUCAGCCGUGUCAUUACGUCGGUUUGGAGUACGAGGAGACAGUUACACACGCUCAGUUCUAUGUUAGGGUCGUUGUUGAUGUUAUCUACGCGAGUGAGCAUGAGUGGGGCAGCAAGAAACUGACUCGUUCCUUGUUUAAAAGUCAGUAUAGUUAUUAUUUCCGGUUUCCUUGUUUCCCGACAAGUGUCAUUAAAGAUGUUUUAGCGUUAGAGAUCGAUAGUAUCUCACCUCUAGCGAAGUUAACAGCAGAGGACAAGGCAAGCAUCGUCCAUGGUCUCGUGGAUCACAUAAUGAAGCAGAGGAAGUCUUGGUCGGGGAACAAAUGGGUUCCUUUCAUUGUUACUGUCGAGAAAACAGUAAUGAUACCACCAGUGGAUAUGGAGGCUAUGCUUGAAGAAGACAAAGACAUAGAACUACGUGGCACCAUUAACGAAGAGAUUAUUGAAUUAGUAGUCAGCUCAUUAGGGAAGUCAGAUGAUUUACUUAUGAAGACUGUUCGAGAUGCGAUUGCUAAGGUCGGUUUGACUCAUUUUGGGGAUUCUUAUAUUGAGUUGUGGGUGAGAUGUGCGAAAGACUCAGUUUCCGAAAGAAGAUUGGAUCGUAGUAAUCACAAGGUUGUUAGGGUUCUUGGCCCUGAUAUGGAUAGGUUUGGCAUAUGUUGUAUAUGUCAAGAAGAAUUCUUUCUUGGAGAUCUCGCAACCUUUAUUUCUCCUUGUUCUCAUGUUUUCCACACUCGCUGCAUUGACAAGUGGAUUCAAGAAUCUUCAAAGUGUCCACUUUGUUGUAUCCAGCUUCAAGUGUUUGAAACCAAAGCCAAGGCUUGA